This is a messenger RNA of Chelonoidis abingdonii (Abingdon island giant tortoise), 3461 nucleotides long. The record is from RefSeq and is a predicted model, not a curated record. NCBI's taxonomy places the organism in Eukaryota, Metazoa, Chordata, Testudines, Testudinidae.
UGUACAUGCUCGGUCCCUUGUCUCAGCUUUUGUCUCGCCUGCUUAGAGGCGGGCUGUCGACUAUCCAAUAACCGCGCUCUGCAUUGGUCACGAUCGUGUCACAUUGAGCCAAUCGGCGUCACCCUAUUUACAACAUGGCGGCGCUCCUGCGUCUGGUACUUGUCUGGUCCCGCCAUGUUGGCCUUCAUUUCAGCCCGCCAGGCCGGUCUCGACGAUCCGCUGCGGUUGCGCCGGGCUGAGUCCACCCGGAGGGUACUAAGCUUGGAGCUAAACAAAGAUAGAGAUGUGGAAAGAAUCCAUGGGAGUGGUGUUAACACCCUGGAUAUUGAACCUGUUGAAGGAAGAUACAUGUUAUCAGGUGGGUCAGAUGGUGUUAUUGUACUUUAUGACCUUGAAAACUUCAGCAGAAAACCAUGUUAUACAUGUAAAGCAAUUUGCUCUGUGGGCAGGAGCCAUCCUGAUGUACACAAGUUCAGCGUAGAGACAGUUCAGUGGUACCCUCGUGACACUGGCAUGUUUACAUCAAGCUCAUUUGAUAAAACACUGAAAAUAUGGGAUACAAACACAUUACAACCUGCAGAUGUGUUUAAUUUUGAGGGAACAGUUUAUAGCCAUCAUAUGUCUCCAGUUGCUACCAAGCACUGCUUAAUAGCAGUUGGUACCAAAAGCCCCAAAGUACAGCUUUGUGACUUGAAGUCUGGAUCCUGUUCUCAAAUUCUGCAGGGUCACAGACAAGAAGUGCUGGCAGUGGCCUGGUCCCCGCGUUAUGAGUAUGUCUUGGCAACUGCAAGUGCUGACAGUAGAGUAAAACUCUGGGAUGUAAGGAGAGCAUCUGGAUGUCUGAUUACUCUUGAUCAGUACAAUGGGGAGAAGUCAAAAGCAUCCUCUGAAGCAGCAAACACUGCUCACAAUGGAAGAGUAAAUGGCUUAUGCUUUACAAGUGAUGGGCUUCAUCUUCUGACUAUUGGCACAGAUGACCGUAUGAGACUCUGGAAUAGUUCCAGUGGGGAAAACACACUGGUGAACUAUGGGAAAGUCUGUAACGAAAGCAGAAAAGGACUUAAAUUCACCACCUCCACUGGUUGUGAUCCAGAAUUUGCCUUUGUACCAUAUGAUAGCACCAUUGCUGUUUAUACAAUCUACUCAGGAGAACUGAUAACUAUGCUUAGGGGACAUUAUAAUACUGUUGAUUGCUGUGUAUUUCAGCCUAAUUUUCAGGAGCUAUAUAGCGGUAGCAAAGAUUGCAAUAUACUUGCGUGGGUGCCAGCUCUACGAGAGCCAAUGCCUGAUGAAGAUGCUGCAAAGUUUCAGCAGCCCAGCAUCAACUACGAUUCUGAUACACAUUGGCUACUCUUCUCCUGUCUACAGUUUCCUGUGACAGUUAAAAGGUACAGCACUGCCUGUGCAAGCCAUACCCCAUCUCCUGUUUGCUGCCAGAUCUUCUGCCACUGCUACAGCAGUCAGCAACACUUAAAUCCAGCAUUUGAAGAUGGAUGGAGCAGCAGUGAUGAUGAAGGAUGAAUCUCAAUUAGCUGUUGAUAUAAAACUGACAUUCAUGCACCAUGUUUGUGAAGAAAGGACUUUAUCUGCAGAAUUCAACAAGUAUUUGUCAUCAGCUUCUUUUGUAGAGUUCCUUAAAGCUCAGGGUUUCAGAAAUGAGAUUUUCUUAUAAAGUUACUUACUUGUACUGUCUUAACUUUUCCUCUGUGUUGUUACUAUAUUUUGAACUAGUAUUCUUUUAUUUCACUUGGCCUUCUCGCUCUCUUCCCACCCACCCCCAAACUUUAGGCAAAGCAAUUUGGUAUAUUGUACCUAGUUGUUGAGCUGACUAUUAAGAAAAGCAAAAUUUCUGAUCAUCAGAUGCUGGUACAACCCAUCUCUCUUCUUGUGUCACUAAAAUAGUGAGGCCUGACGAUUCCUUUUAUUUUCAGGGGCUCUAAAUUGGGCAGAUUGGGAUGAGAUGAGUGUGGAGAGGAGCUAGGGUGUGUAAAUCCCAGUUCCUUUGUAUUAUCCCCAUUCUACAGAUUCCUCUCCAUGGGCGCAUUAUGGAAUCCAGCUUCCUCAAUUAGAAGGAAGCAAGGCUGGUAUUCUCUAUCUAGGUAUUUAUAUAGCCCCCAUCAAUUUAAUAUCUGACCCCAUCCCAGGUAUUUAAAAAUAGAAGCAAAGUACAUGGAAUAGGAUCUUACUGGUCCUUGUAACAUGAUCCUAAGAUCAGUGGGCAUCCUCUGCUGCAUGAAACCCCCACAAAUGGAGGGGAAAAUUCAUGGAUAGCAGCAGGCAAACACUGAAUGGGGACUUGACUUCUGUGACAGCCAAAGAGUCAGGAUGAGGAGGAGAAAGGGAAAUAGUGCUGAGUCACUGGGCCUCUGCCAGUGUGCUGUGACUUACGAGGUUGAACCUCCUGCAUGUUCUGGGUGUACAAGACCGGGCUCUCCCUUUCUCAUCAAGAUGAUGUAAAGGAAUCUCAGCAAGCUGAGAGUCUCCUGUCUGUGCUGGGUGUGUUUUCCCCUCUUCAGUUAUAAUGUAGCCUUCUAGAUUUAACAAGCCUCAAGUCAGAAGAAAAAUUUGAAUAAAAUGGAAAUGUGAACAACAGUCCUUCAAAAUGUCUUCAUUUCAACUGAAUGUGUGGGUAGGGUCUUUGUUUUGUACUGUCUUGCGAGAAGUUUGGUGGGUCAGUUCUUAGCCCAGUGCUGGCCUGAGUGUGCUACAGGAGCAGCACUCGCUAUUCACUGAGGACUGAGUUAAGAAGCUGAACUAAAAGGCUUCCCAUCAAGUGGAAGAAGGAUAGCUGGGAUGCAGUACUUCCAAGGGAAAAGUUCAUACCAACUGGAGGAGCAGGAUUCAAACAACAAGAGAAGAAGUGUAACGCAACUGGAUGAAAAUUAUUUAGCCUGUGUAUUGUAUGUCACUAACAGAAUUAGUGCACAUUUCAGAAUUACAUUUGAAAAAAAUUGCAUACUAUUAUUCCAUAUACCAGUCCAGUGAAAGGGGCAUGGAGAGACUCAAGGAAAUCCUAGUAAUUCAGAAAUGUUAAUAUAAAAAUACUAAGUUUACAAUUGUCAGGAAUAGUGAAAGCCAAAAUUUGGCCUCCCUUAAAAUUAUUAUGAAGCUAUACUAGUUGGGGGCAGAGAGAUUCCCAAAAGCUUCACUUAAUCUUAGUUCAAGGGACCAGCCAGACCCAGUAAGUGUAGGGGAAUAUAACAAAUUGAAAUUGACUUCUUAAAGAUGAAACUUUCAUUUAAUUACCACUUGUUAGUUCUUUUCCUCCUGAAGCCUAGGGAAUCUUGGUAACUUAAUGAAAAUAAGCUUUAUUACAAGACAAAAGCAAAAUGAAUAAAUUAUUUGUAUUAUUGGGCAACAUUUUUGUAACAUGUUGUGUAUAUACAGAUGCUACAUAUUGUAUAUCAUAUUUGUACUUCACAUUUUCAAAAUUUAGUAAAAAGGUGGUUUUUUGGUCUUGA